Colletotrichum siamense is the source of this 2589-nucleotide messenger RNA. It is a transcript of the gene vph-1, whose product is annotated as V-type proton ATPase subunit a. NCBI's taxonomy places the organism in Eukaryota, Fungi, Ascomycota, Sordariomycetes, Glomerellales, Glomerellaceae. The record is from RefSeq and is a predicted model, not a curated record. Gene Ontology annotation, molecular function: ATPase binding; proton-transporting ATPase activity, rotational mechanism. The transcript is spliced from 5 exons. Gene Ontology annotation, biological process: proton transmembrane transport; vacuolar acidification. Bases 1 to 2589 code for a protein of 862 amino acids. Gene Ontology annotation, cellular component: vacuolar proton-transporting V-type ATPase complex; vacuolar proton-transporting V-type ATPase, V0 domain; fungal-type vacuole membrane.
AUGGCUCCGGCACAGGAUACCAUGUUUCGCUCGGCGAACAUGAGUAUGGUGCAGCUGUACAUUUCCAACGAAAUAGGUCGCGAGGUUGUCACUGCACUUGGAGAGCUUGGUCUCCUCCAGUUCCGCGAUCUCAAUGGCGAAGUCAGCGCUUUCCAGCGCACUUUCACUCAAGAGAUUCGAAGACUCGACAAUGUCGAACGCCAGCUGCGAUACUUCUAUGCUCAGAUGGAGAAGGCCGGAAUUCCUCUCCGCAAGUUCGAUGUCGAUGCGGAGCGCCUCGCCAAUCCCUCUACUUCGGAGAUCGACGAGCUGGCUGAGCGCAGCCAGGGCUUGGAGCAGCGUGUGUACCAGCUCAAUGACAGUUACGAGACCUUGAAGAAGCGCGAGGUCGAGCUCACCGAGUGGCGCUGGGUUCUCCGUGAGGCUGGCGGCUUCUUCGACAGAGCUCACGGCAACGUCGAAGAGAUCCGCGCGUCCACCGAUAACGAUGACGCUCCCCUGCUGCAGGACGUUGAGCAGCACAACUCGGCCCCCGAGGUCGAGCGCUCCUUCUCCGGCAUGAACAUUGGCUUCGUUGCCGGUGUCAUCAACCGCGACCGCGUCGCCUCCUUCGAGCGUAUCCUUUGGAGAACCCUCCGUGGAAACUUGUACAUGAACCAGUCCGAGAUCCCUGAGCCGCUCGUCGACCCGACGAACAACGAGGAGAUCAACAAGAACGUCUUUGUGAUCUUCGCCCACGGCAAGGAGAUUCUCGCCAAGAUUCGCAAGAUUUCUGAGUCCAUGGGUGCCGAAGUCUACAACGUCGACGAGAACAGCGAUCUCCGUCGCGACCAGAUCCACGAGGUUAACGCUCGCCUUAACGAUGUUCAGAACGUUCUUCGCAACACGCAGCAGACCCUUAACGCGGAGCUGCAGCAGAUCAGCCAGGCUCUGUCCGCCUGGAUGGUCUUGGUCACCAAGGAGAAGGCUGUCUACAACACGCUCAAUCUAUUCUCGUACGACCGUGCCCGUCGUACGCUGAUUGCUGAGGGUUGGUGUCCGACCAACGACCUCCCACGAAUUCGCUCGACCCUGCAAGACGUCACGAACCGUGCAGGCCUGUCGGUGCCUUCCAUUAUCAACGAGAUUCGCACCAACAAGACCCCUCCUACGUACAUCAAGACCAACAAGUUUACCGAGGCUUUCCAGACCAUCGUUAACGCUUACGGUACUCCCACCUACCAGGAGGUCAACCCGGCUCUUCCGGUUAUUGUAACCUUCCCCUUCCUCUUCGCCGUCAUGUUCGGUGAUUUCGGUCACGCUGUCAUCAUGACGCUUGCUGCGCUCGCCAUGAUCUACUGGGAGAAACCUCUCAAGAAGGUCAGCUUCGAGUUGUUUGCCAUGAUGUAUUACGGCAGAUACAUCGCCCUGGUCAUGGGUCUGUUCUCGCUCUUCACUGGUCUCAUCUACAACGAUAUCUUCUCCAAGUCUAUGACGCUGUUCGACAGCGCCUGGGAGUGGGAUGCCGGUGACAACUACACUGAGACCAGAACGCUUGUUGGCAAGCUCAACGACAAGGGCUACCGCUACCCCUUCGGUCUUGACUGGAGAUGGCACGGUACCGACAACGACCUCCUCUUCAGCAACAGUUACAAGAUGAAAAUGUCCAUCGUCCUCGGCUGGGCGCAUAUGACCUACUCUCUUAUCUUUUCCUACGUUAACGCUAAGCACUUCAACAAGAAGGUCGAUAUCUGGGGCAACUUCGUUCCCGGCAUGAUUUUCUUCCAGUCCAUUUUCGGCUACCUGGUGCUUUGCAUCAUCUACAAGUGGACCGUCAACUGGUACGACCCCUCGGUCACGGAGGGUCCUCCUGGACUGUUGAACAUGUUGAUCUACAUGUUCCUGUCGCCCGGUUCAACCCCCGAGAAGCUUUACAACGGCCAGGGCUUCGUCCAGGUCGUUCUUUUGCUGCUUGCUUUCAUUCAAGUUCCUAUUCUCCUGUUCCUGAAGCCUUUCUGGCUCCGCUGGGAGCACAACCACGCUCGCGCCAAGGGCUAUAGGGGUAUUGGCGAGAGCUCUCGUGUUAGUGCUCUGGAUGGCGACGACGACGACGAGGCGCAGCCGCUUAACGGCCGCCCGAGCUUCGAGUCAGAUGGCGAAGGCGUUGGUAUGAUCACGCAGGACCUGCACGGCGAUGGCGAGCACGAGGAGUUUGAGUUCAGUGAAGUCAUGAUCCACCAGGUCAUUCACACGAUUGAAUUCUGCUUGAACUGCGUUUCCCACACGGCUUCCUACCUCCGUCUGUGGGCUCUUUCGCUUGCUCACCAGCAGCUCAGUGUUGUGCUCUGGAACAUGACUCUCAACAACGUCCUUCCCAUGACUGGUGUCCUUGGUGUUAUUGCCAUCGUCAUUGGUUUCUAUCUGUGGUUCUUCCUUACUAUCGCCAUUCUCGUCCUGAUGGAGGGUACCAGUGCCAUGUUGCACUCUCUCAGAUUGGCCUGGGUCGAGUCCUUCUCCAAGUUUGCUGAGUUCGCUGGUUGGCCUUUCGCACCGUUCUCAUUCAACACCUUGUUAGAGGAGACGGAAGAGCUGAAGGAGUACCUGGGUUAA